This is a messenger RNA of Mesorhabditis belari, 2019 nucleotides long. The record is from the annotation of a GenBank genome assembly. NCBI's taxonomy places the organism in Eukaryota, Metazoa, Nematoda, Chromadorea, Rhabditida, Rhabditidae.
AUGACCGGCAAGAAGCUCAAACUUUUUGAUGACGAAGAUGGACCGAGCACAAGCGGCUUAAAAAUCAACAAUCAAUAUGCCGAACGCUACGACAAUUGGAGGCGGCUGGAAGAAAUGCAGAAAAUGAAAGACAAAUAUGGUGACGAUGUUGCUGAGCAAGAUGAUGAAAGUUCUAGUGAAUCUGAACCGGAAUGGACAGCUGAUGACGAGAAGAACUUUCUCCACAUUCUCGGUGCCUUGAAAACAAACAACUCAUCGAUUUAUGACGACAAGAAGCUGUAUUUCAAGGAAAAGGAUGCUCAAUCCGAGGUUUUAAAAAAGAAAACUGGGAAGAAAACAAAGGAUAAACCUCUCUACCUGCGAGAUUAUGAGCGCAAAAUCGUGACGGAAAAAGAAGGAAAGUUUGAAGAAGACGAUGAAGAAGAAGAACCCAAGAUAGAAGACGAAGGCUAUUAUGAAGUUCAAGACCGUCUAAAAAAAGAAAUUAAACAAGCCAUCAAUAAAACCUUUGAUGACGGCCAGGAGAAUGAUUUGUUGACUAGAAGAAAAAAGAGCAAUACUGAAAAGGAAGAAGAAAAUGAUAAUUAUUAUACCUGGCUGAAAAGCCAAGACAAUAAGCCAACAAAUUACUCCGAAGAAUUGCGUCCAUUAAAAGAGGCAUGGUCCGAUAAAAACUUGGAUGACGACGAGCGCUUUUUGAGAGAUUUCUUUAUUAACAAAGAAUAUGAAUUGGGUGAUGACGAUGGUGUUCCAACCUAUGACCAAAUUUGUGAAGUCGAACAAGAUGAGAAAGAAGUUGAUCAACAAGAGGAGUUUGAGACAAAGUACAAUCUACGCUAUGAAGAACCUGACCAAGAUUUUAUCAGACAAUAUCCUCGAACAGUUGCCGAAACGUUGAGAAAAAAAGACUCGAAACGAAAAGACCAACGUGAGGCUCACCGGGAACGAAAGAAAAAAGAAAAGGAAGAAAAGAUGCAAGAAAUUCAACAGAUGAAGAACAUGAAAAAGACCGAAAUCAAUAAAAAAUUGGCAAAACUUCGAAAGUUGGCUGGUGACGAUAUUGCUUUGAAUAUCGAUGAUCUCGAAGGAGAUUUUGACCCUGCAGAGUAUGAUCGCCGGAUGCAGGAAGUUUUCGAUAAACAAUAUUAUGGCAAAGGGGAAGCAAACGCUGACGACGACUUAGAAAAGCCAGUCUUUUCUGAUCUCUCGGAAGACGAAUUUGAUGGGGAUGAGAGUGACGAUCCAGACAAUGUUGAGCUUGGUACUUUGAAAAACAAAGCAUUGGAUGCUGAAACUGAAGACACCAACGAAGAAUCACAAUUUCGUGGCCGACUCGAUAAGUCACGAAGACGGAAAAAGCGUAACUCUCGCUUUGCUGAAGUCAUCUCUCGAGAAAAGCCACUUUGGGAUCCUAAAGAAAAAACUUUUGAGGAAUACUUUGAUGAGUACUAUGCUCUAGAUUACGAGGAUAUACUUGGUGAUCAACGAACAAAGUUCAAAUAUCGGCAAGUGGUUCCCAAUAGCUUUGGCUUGGAAUAUGGCGAAAUUCUGGAUGCUGAAGAUCGACAGUUAAAUUCUUGGGCUAGUUUAAAAAAGGCUACAGCGUACAGAACGGAGGCCGAAGAGCUUUUUGAUGUAAAAGCUUAUCAGCGUAAAGGACUUGACACCCAGAAAAAAGAACGCAUUUUCACAACGGAUUUUGGUGGAAAGAAAUCUCGCAAGCUCCAAAAAAAAGAAGAAGAUGAUGUUCAAAAGCCGGAAAAAGAGGACCUUGUUGAGGCAAAGGUCAGCAUCGAGCCUAAGCCACAAGAGUCAUUGGUGGAAUUAUCGAAAAAGAAAAAGAAAGUAGCUGCUUUACCUGACCAGAGUGAAGCCAAAGUGAAAAAUCAAAGGAGCAGAAAGCGAAAGGCUAAAGGUGGAGCUCCUCAAAAAGCCUUAGACAUUGAUGAUCAACGGCUAAAAGCGUACGGAAUCAAUCCAAAACGAUUCAAGAACAAAUUGAAAUACAAACAGGAUGCU